CCUGGAGCCCGCGAGGAGCGGCGCAACGCCCGCUGGGAGUCUUUCGGCGCCGCCAAGAUGUCGCAGCCCAAGAAAAGAAAGCUUGAGUCGGGGGGCGGCGGCGAAGGAGGGGAGGGAGCUGAAGAGGAAGAUGGCGGAGAGCAGGCGGCGGCCCUGCCGCGACCCCGGAGGGCUAGGCGGGAGCGGGACCAGCUGUACUACGAGUGCUACUCGGACAUCUCGGUCCACGAGGAGAUGAUUGCGGACCGCGUCCGCACGGAUGCCUACCGCCUGGGCAUCCUGCGGAACUGGUCAGCACUGCGGGGCAAGACGGUGCUGGACGUGGGCGCGGGCACCGGCAUUCUCAGCAUCUUCUGUGUGCAGGCCGGGGCCCGGCGCGUGUACGCGGUGGAGGCCAGCGCCAUCUGGCAACAGGCCCGGGAGGUGGUGCGGCUCAACGGCCUGGAGGACCGGGUGCACGUCCUGCCGGGGCCAGUGGAGACGGUGGAGCUGCCGGAGCAGGUGGAUGCCAUCGUGAGCGAGUGGAUGGGCUACGGACUCCUGCACGAGUCCAUGCUGAGCUCGGUGCUCUACGCGCGGACCAAGUGGCUGAAGGAGGGCGGUCUCCUCCUGCCCGCUUCCGCCGAGCUCUUCGUGGCGCCCAUCAGCGACCAGAUGCUGGAGUUGCGCCUCGGCUUCUGGAGCCAGGUGAAGCAGCUCUAUGGUGUGGACAUGAGCUGCCUGGAGAGCUUCGCCACGCGCUGCCUUAUGGGCCACUCGGAGAUCGUGGUGCAGGGCUUGUCCGGGGAGGACGUCCUGGCCCGGCCGCAGCGCUUUGCUCAGCUGGAGCUGGCCCGCGCCGGCCUGGAGCAGGAGCUGGAGGCGGGGGUGGGCGGGCGCUUCCGCUUCAGUUGCUACGGCUCGGCGCCCAUGCACGGCUUUGCCAUCUGGUUCCAGGUGACCUUCCCCGGAGGGGACUCGGAGAAACCGCUGGUGCUGUCCACUUCGCCUUUUCACCCGGUCACGCACUGGAAGCAGGCGCUCCUCUACCUGAACGAGCCUGUGCAAGUGGAACAAGACACGGACGUUUCCGGCGAGAUCACGCUGCUGCCCUCCCGGGAUAACCACCGUCUCCUGCGCGUGCUGCUGCGCUACAAAGUGGGCGACCAGGAGGAGAAGACCAAAGACUUUGCCAUGGAGGACUGAUCGUUGCCUUUUCUCGCAGCUACCUCCCGAGUCGGCCGGACCUGCGUGGGAGAGGCGGAGGGGGUUUCGAAGGAGAAAGGGAGAUGCCACGUGCAAGUAUUUGGCAGUAUCAGCAUGGCUGUGUAUGACGAGCGAUGUAUGUCUGGACACCAGAUGAUCCAAAGGAAACCCAAGCCCUUUGGAGUUACAACAUUUCCAGAAGGAUGAGAGUGUGACAUGCUCCAAUAUCCAGGCACUGUCCAGUCUUUGUGUGAACUGGGGCUGAUUGCCCAGGGUAAUUUGGGCCACAGGAAGAACUGUCAGCCCUAAGGAGAGAAGGAAAUGGUGACAUUCUACCUGCUUUUUUCAGACAGCUUACACUUAUUUAGCACUGUGAAACUUUCCAGGUACUUACAUUAACUCACUGGACCAAUGGACAUUUUAUUGAAAAUACCAGGUAAUAGUCAUUGUGAGAAGCGCUUAGGAUACAAACCAAUAAAACAUAGCCUUUCCUUCCAAAUAGAUGUGUUCAUAAGAUAAACCAGAAAGAAAAAUAGAUAAACGAUAUUGGGAUGGUGUGUUAGGAAAGGCAGGUAAUUACCUUCACUUUACAUAGAAAAAAGACUUAAGAUACUAAAGGAUGCCUAUGGUUACACAGCUAAUUCUUGACAGUUGAACACAAGUAUUUCAGUUCCUACCUCCAAACAACCUCUUAAUUUAAGAAAGUUCCAUUGGGGACAUACCUCAGAGGCCUCAAAGAGCCACCAUAGGAUCUCAAGGUUGACAAUUACUAAUUACUGGGCACUCACAAAACAUACCCUGUACCCAUUUCCCUAACAGGGCUAAUCAAGUGUGGCCUCCUUUCUGAGACCUCCAGGAGAAAAUCCUAAAUGCAGUGGCAAAGAAGAGUAGAUACAUUCUGCCAUUGUGGUUAUAGGUACUUUGUGCUUGAGAUCAGAGAGGUAUCCAAUGAAUUGUUCACUAAUUGAAUGAUUUCAUAAACACCAACUAUCUAACAAGUUCUAUGAUAAAUAAGCAAAUGGUAACCUCGACUGGGAUACGAUAGGGGAAUAAAAUUACCUAGACCAGUAAUUUGCAUACCUUCUUUAGCCUGGAAAGAUUCAAUCCAACUAAAUCUUAACCUCUGCUGCAGCAAGGAUGAGAAGCCAUCCUCUUUGUCAGUUGUAACCUUAGAAUUCCUCUCUAUGUUACUUAUUACAUAGAUUAUGAGAACCUCAGAGAAAUUUGUGAUAGCAAAGAGGAAGAUGAUCUAAUGAGACUGUUCCUCAAAACAUUAUAUGUGCUUUUAGGAUGAGACAUUGAAACAAAGAACCUGGACUUGCCUAAACACAGAAUUUUAAUAAACAGUAAGACAUGACCAGUAACAUUGGAAAUGUGCCCUUUCGGGAGCUUUGAUGAUUAAGUUCAUCAUUAUUUAUAAUAACUUGGAGUAAAGGCUGAUGAAUAUUUUAGUUGAUUGGGUAGCUUUUUAACUUACAACAAAUACAGAAAGCUGUAAAGAAGGGGAAAAAAAUCCUCCUUUGUUCAUGCUGCCCCCCUGCACAAAAAGGAAAGUGGGAUGGAAGUAAGUCUUCUCCACACUUUUUAAAGUGCUUUCCCAGUGUUCUUGCAAUCACAUGAUACAGGUAUUUGUGAAAACCUUCGCAAUCUGCAAUAUUGUGCACUAAAAAUAGAGAACUUUGGGGAAAACUAGUUUGGGUGGAUAAUUAAAACCUAUGUAACUUUGUAACCAAGAGUACUAAGAAUACCAAUAAAAAUAAGAGUUAAAAAAAGAUGCUAAUCCUAAUAAUACUGUAGUAAAUAAGAUCAUGUGAUGGAAGAACAAGAGGAAGAGUUACUGAGACAAAGCAAAAUGCACAAAAAUGGAGUGAAGGUUUAAUAAACAUUUCAAGACACAGCAUGUGGCCACACCGUGCCAAGGGGAAGAAUGUAGGGUGUGACAGGUUCUUGACUUGCAGCAACUGUGUCAGUGCACCUUACGUCAGGUGGUUGUUGCCUGGUGGGAGGAGUCAACUGACCCACCAAUGUCUGUCCACGUUACGUUCUGACAUUGUUCCUCUACUUACUGAUACCAUUUGACUAUAUUCAUUUAUAGAAACAUGCACGGCAGUAGAACAUUCUGCCCUUUGUUCAAUUUCCAGAAAUUAAAGGAAUUUGAAAUUCCA
Messenger RNA from Hyaena hyaena (striped hyena), 3350 nucleotides. It is a transcript of the gene PRMT6, whose product is annotated as protein arginine methyltransferase 6. The transcript has 2 exons. Gene Ontology annotation, molecular function: protein-arginine N-methyltransferase activity. The coding region runs from base 58 to 1185 and encodes 375 amino acids. Gene Ontology annotation, biological process: peptidyl-arginine methylation. NCBI's taxonomy places the organism in Eukaryota, Metazoa, Chordata, Mammalia, Carnivora, Hyaenidae. The record is from RefSeq and is a predicted model, not a curated record.